This is a messenger RNA of Amphibalanus amphitrite, 1799 nucleotides long. RefSeq names its product zinc finger protein OZF-like. Gene Ontology annotation, molecular function: RNA polymerase II cis-regulatory region sequence-specific DNA binding; DNA-binding transcription factor activity. The record is from RefSeq and is a predicted model, not a curated record. The coding region runs from base 135 to 1661 and encodes 508 amino acids. The transcript has a single exon. Lineage: Eukaryota; Metazoa; Arthropoda; Thecostraca; Balanomorpha; Balanidae. Gene Ontology annotation, biological process: regulation of transcription by RNA polymerase II.
UUGCGUGUCCCCAGUAGAGGGAGCUCCAAAAACUUCUAGGGACAAUCCCUAGUAGUUUUUGAUUAUUUCAAAACUUCUAGGGACAAUGUCCCUAGUGUCCCUAGUGGUGGUGACGCCCAUGAUUGAGAUCAUUGAUGUCACACACAUGUCUAUGCACUUGUUUGCUGAUCGCUAACGUUUGUAGCAUCAAUCAAUAUAUGCAAAUGUGUUCUCCAGGUUUUGGUGGCACUCUUCAUUGUCCCCACUGCGACUUCAGCUGUUUGGGACAACAUCGUCUGGACAAACACUUGAAGAGACGACACGGCCAAAGCGUGAAAGGCAGAUUCAAGUGCAAGUGGUGUUCUUACGUCACCGACUAUCCCGGCCUCAUAACACGGCACCGAAGGACUCACGCGGAAGAACGGCCGUACCUCUGUGAUGUGUGCGGCAAAACGUUUUCUCAACAAGUCGGUCUGACCACUCACCGUCGUGUGCACACCGGUCAGAGUCCGUGCAAGUGUGAUAUCUGUGGGAAGGCGUUCACACGGUCCGGUACCCUGACGAUGCACAGACGUGUCCACGUUGGCGAGAAGGUCCGGCAGUGUGAACAGUCUGGUGCCGCUUGUUCAGGUAUAUCUAACGACAGAGAACACGGGACACCUCGUAUUCGUGUGACGCCCCACCAGUGCCCUGAGUGUUCGGCCAGUUUUGGUAAUCGUGCACAUCUCAUUAGACACAUGCGGACCCACACAGGAGAGAAGCCGUUUGGCUGCUCAUUAUGCACGAGACGAUUUUCUCUUCGAUCAGCCCUCACCGUACACAUGCGAACCCAUACAGGGGGGAAACCGCACGGCUGCUCUAUUUGCCCGGCACGGUUCGCCGAGCGUAAAAGCCUCACUGUACACAUGCGAACCCAUACAGGAGAGAAGCCGUUUGGCUGCUCCAUUUGCCAGGCACGAUUUGCUCAGCGGUCAGCCCUCAUCAAUCACAUGCGUAUCCAUACAGGGGAGAAGCCGUAUGGCUGCUCUAUUUGCCCGGCACGGUUCACUGAGCGGUCAAGCCUCACUGUACACAUGCGAACCCAUACAGGAGAGAAGCCGUUUGGCUGCUCCAUUUGCCAGGCACGAUUUGCUCAUCGGUCAGCCCUCAUUAAUCACACGCGUAUCCAUACAGGGGAGAAGCCGUAUGGCUGCUCUAUUUGCCAGGCACGAUUCACUGAGCGGCGGCAUCUCACCGUACACAUGCGAACCCACUCAGGAGAGAAGCCGUUUGGCUGCUCUAUUUGCCCGGCACAGUUCACCCAGCGUUCAACCCUCACCAACCACAUGCGGACCCACACAGGGGAGAAGCCUUUUGGCUGCUCCAUUUGCCCGGCACGUUAUGCUCAGCAAUCGGCUCUCACCGUACACAUGCGAACCCAUACAGGAGAGAAGCCGUUUGGCUGCUCCAUUUGCCCGGCACGGUUUGCUCUUCGUUCAAUUCUCACCAUUCACAUGCGGUCCCACACAGGGGAGAAGCCGUUUGGCUGCUCCGUUUGCCCGGCACGUUUUGCUCAGCGAUCGGGUCUCAGCGGCCACAUCAGGACCCACACAGGAGAGAAGCCGUUUGGCUGCUCCAUUUGCCCGGCACGGUUUGCUCUUCGUUCAAAUCUCACCAGUCACAUGCGGACCCACACAUGGUAGAGGCCUUUUGACUGCUCCAUGUGUCCGGCACGGUUUGCUCAGCUUUCGCAUCUCACCAGUCACAUGAGGACACAUACAGGGUAGAAGCCGUUUGGCCGCUCCAUGUGCCCGGCACGGUUCGUUCAACGGUCGGCCCGA